CGUAGAAAUCCUUGUGAGACAUCUUCUUUACUCAACCGCCCCUUAUAUUCUUCCCCUUCCACAUUUAUCCAUUUCUUCUUUUUCUUUUUCUGUUUUUUUCAUUUUCAGUUUAACUCUCUUUCUCUCUCUCUCUCAGUUAAAAAAAUUAGGAAAUCAGAUAUGGCGGAUCAUCAAAGAGACGGAGGAGAAAACUACUUCCCAUUGGCCUUCCAUCAAAACAAGGAAGCAACAGGAGGAAAUGGAAACAAAUAUGGAGGACUUGCGCCAAAAAAGAAGCCAUUGAUUUCAAAGGACCAUGAACGUGCCUUCUUUGACUCUGCGGACUGGGCCUUAUGCAAGCAGCAGGGAGCAGGGCUCUGUAACAGUGUGGCCGUUGAAAAACUACAGCCUAAACUUCAGAGGACCCCAAAGCCACAGCUUCCACCAAGGAGGCCGGUGUGCACAUCCGAGAAGGGCAAUAUCGUAGAAUUAAUAGAGAAUUAAAAGCCUAUGUGAAGAAAUCUCAGAGCAAAAGGUCUAUGGAAUGGAAGGAUUCAUUUAAUUGUGCAAUUUUUAGCAGCAAAAUUAAUUCCAAACAACCUUUUUCUUUUCUUUUUAAAUGAAGAUGAUUGAAAUAUUUGUAUCAUUGAAAUCGACUUUUAAUUUGGGAUAUUUUAUGGUUUUAAUUUUUUUGGAUAAA
Molecule: messenger RNA, 679 nt
Organism: Benincasa hispida (wax gourd)
Lineage: Eukaryota; Viridiplantae; Streptophyta; Magnoliopsida; Cucurbitales; Cucurbitaceae
Source: RefSeq, a predicted model, not a curated record